Acanthosepion pharaonis is the source of this 1179-nucleotide messenger RNA. The record is from the annotation of a GenBank genome assembly. NCBI's taxonomy places the organism in Eukaryota, Metazoa, Mollusca, Cephalopoda, Sepiida, Sepiidae.
AUGUCUAGGGAUAACUUUUCUUGUUUUUUUCUUGUUCUUCUGCAUUGUUUUGGUUCUUUUUUAUUUAUUUAUUUCUUCUUGUUGUUUCUUUCUUUUUCUUCUUCUUUCUUUUUCUUUUUCUCCUUUCUUUUUUCUUCUUCUUUUUCUUCUUCUUCUUCUUUUAUUCUUCUUUGUUCUUUCGUCUUAUUUUUUCUUUCUUGUUAUUAUUCUUUUUCUUUCUUUUUCUUCUUUCUUUCUGUUGUUUCUUUUUUUCUUCUUUUUUCUUCUCUUUUAUUAUGCUUGUUCUUCUUUUUUUCUUCUCUCUUCUUCUUUCUUAUUAUGCUUGUUCUUUCUUCCUUUUUUCUUAUUUUUUUUCUUUUUCUUCUUUCUGGUCUUAUUAUUAUUCUUUCUUUCUUUUUCAUCUUAUUAUCCUUCUUCUUAUUCUUUUUCUUUCUAUCUUUCUUAUUCUUCCUUAUUUUUCUUUCUUUCUUCUUCUUGUUUUUUUCUUUUUUCUUUUUCUCUUUCUUUCUUUUCCUUCAUCUUCCUUUAUCCUUCCCUUGUUCUAUAUACCUCACUAUUUUUUCUCUCUUCUCGUUGUUCUUUCUCUCUCUCUCCUUAUCAUUUUCUCUCUCUCACAUUAUAAUUCUUUUCCUCACUCUUCUUUUUCUUCUUUUCUUCUUUCUCUCCUUUUUGUUCUUUUCCUCUUUCUCUCCUUUUUGUUCUUUUCUUCUUUCUCUCCUUUUUCUUCUAUUCCUUUCUCUCUCCUUUUUGUUCUUUUCUUUACUCUUUCUCUCUCCUUUUUGUUUUUUUUUCUUUACUCUCUCUCUCUCCCUUUUGUUCAUUUCUCUCUCUCUCCCUUUUGUUCAUUUCCCUCCUCUCCUUUUUGUUAUUUUCUUUCUCUCUUCUUUUUGUUCUUUUUCUUUCUUUCUCUCUCUCCUUUUUGUUCUUUUUCUUUCUCUCUCUCUCCUUUUUGUUCUUUUUCUUUCUCUCUCUCUCCUUUUUGUUCUUUUUCUUUCUCUCUCUCUCUUUUUUGUUCUUUUUCUUUCUCUCUCUCUCUCUCCUUUUUGUUCUUUUUCUUUCUCUCUCUCUCUCCUUUUUGUUCUUUUUCUUUCUCUCUCUCCGUUUUCUUCUUUUUUUUUCUUCUUUUUUUUUUCUCUCUCUCCUUUCUAUUUCUUUUUUUACUCUGUCUCUUUAAUUUAA